Juglans regia (Persian walnut) is the source of this 1392-nucleotide messenger RNA. RefSeq names its product WAT1-related protein At3g28050-like. NCBI's taxonomy places the organism in Eukaryota, Viridiplantae, Streptophyta, Magnoliopsida, Fagales, Juglandaceae. Bases 184 to 1284 code for a protein of 366 amino acids. Gene Ontology annotation, molecular function: transmembrane transporter activity. The record is from RefSeq and is a predicted model, not a curated record. Gene Ontology annotation, cellular component: plasma membrane. The transcript has 7 exons.
CCUCUCUCUCUCUCUCUCUCUCUCCCCUUUUAAGGACUAAAGUUUAAACAAGCAAUCCCACACAUUUCACACACUUCCCCUUCAUUGUCAAGUCAACAGCAACCAGUAACAGCUCGGUUCUGCCCUUGCAUUAUCAAGUUACUCUUUUGUGUCUCUGUUUCUUUGGGUUUGAGCCAGAAAAAGAUGAAUGGGGGGUAUUGCUACAGGGAUGUGCUGCCAUUCACGGCCAUGGUGACCAUGGAGUGCACCAGCGUGGGCUUAACCACACUCUUCAAGGCAGCCACGUUGACUGGGAUGAGCUACCAUGUCUUUGUUGUUUAUGCUUAUGCUGUUGCUGCUAUUGUCCUCUUUCCUGCACCUUUUAUCUCCCAAAGAUCAAAAGAGCUUCCUCCACUUAAUUUUUCCAUACUGUCGAAAAUUGGUCUUCUCGGGCUCAUAGGGAGUUCAUCUCAGAUCAUGGGGUAUGCAGGCAUCAAUUUCAGCUCUCCAACACUUGCUUCAGCCCUCAGCAGCCUGGUGCCAGCUUUCACCUUCAUACUUGCCAUAAUUUUCAGAAUGGAAAAGAUGGAUUCGAGAAGCUCGAGCAGCUUAGCUAAAGUUUUGGGCACCAUGGUAUCAAUAUCAGGUGCAUUUGUAGUGACUCUCUACAAAGGCCCGCCGAUCAUCAUUACUCGGUCAUCAUCCCUUCCACUUCAUCCACCUAUAAGCUCACUAAAAUCAAAUUGGGUAAUUGGUGGCCUUCUACUUACAGCUGACAAUAUUUUGCUUCCACUAUGGUACAUUGUUCAGGCACAAAUUAUGAAGGAGUACCCAAAUGAACUGACCGUGAUAUUCUUUUACAAUUUAUGCGUGAGCAUCAUAGCUAUAGUUGUAGGUUUGAUUACAGAAGAAGAUCCAAAUGCUUGGAGAUUGGAGCCAAAUAUAGCAUUGGCCUCCGUGGUGUGCUCGGGACUCUUUGGGUCAUUCUUGAACAAUGCAGUUCAUACAUGGGCGUUACGCGUGAAGGGGCCUCACUAUGUAGCAAUGUUCAAGCCCUUGUCCAUUGCCAUUGCCGUUGCUAUGGGCUUUAUGUUCCUUGGUGAUACUCUCCAUCUUGGCAGUCUUGUUGGAGCAACAAUAAUAUCAAUCGGCUUCUAUACUGUAAUAUGGGGAAAAUCAAGAGAAGAUAUGGGUGAAGACUCUGGAGUCCGUAGCCUGGAAUCACCAUCUAGCCGCCAAAAGGUCCCUCUAUUGCAGAGCUAUAAAACUGUAAGUGGUAGAGAGAAAAUGCAAGCGAUUGUGUAAAAAGCAUGCUCUAAGUGUGCAGCACCUAGUUGAAUUAUACACAAUCAUAUGGACUUGCCAGUGGCCACUAGUCAGAGCACAUCAAAUAUUACGUUACACCAACCUCUC